GGAGCUGUGGCUAGGUGAGGAGGAGCGGACAUGUGGCAGGAGAUGCUUCCAAACGCCUGGGAUGGCAUCUUGUCCCGGAUCAGGUCAUUUGAAUGUUCUCAGAGGAAUGCAGUCCUGGUCCCUGUGGCCGCUCUGAGCGUUGGAGGGAUGCUGGUUUACUGGCUGAGGUCUAGACACAAGAUCAAGACUAUUGAAAUGGGCAAUGGAUGGUGGGGCUCAGAUGAAAGACCUCUAAAAGGGAAAGAAGAUGAAAGUAUCUGUCCCUUCAAGAUUGAAACAUCUGACAAAGAACUUGAGGACCUGCAUCGCCGCCUGGAGCAGGCCCGCUACACGCUGCAGAUGGAAGGGGCUGCCUUCCACUACGGCUUCAGCUCCAGCUACCUGCAGAAGGUGGUGGCCUACUGGAGGAACCAGUUUGACUGGCGCAAGCAAGUGGAAAUCCUGAACAAAUAUCCCCAUUUCCGAACCACCAUUGAAGGGAUUGAUAUCCAUUUUAUCCACGUGAAGCCCUCCUAUGUCCCUCACGGUCGAGCUGUUCAACCUCUGCUGAUGGUCCACGGCUGGCCUGGCUCCUUCUACGAGUUCUACAAGACUAUCGCUCUACUCACAGAGCCAGCUGAGCAUGGCCUGAAUGAGGGUGACAUGGUGUUUGAGGUCAUCUGUCCAUCCAUCCCAGGAUAUGGCUUCUCUGAGGCACCACACCAGAAAGGUGAGCGAUGA
Messenger RNA from Falco peregrinus (peregrine falcon), 720 nucleotides. RefSeq names its product epoxide hydrolase 1-like. Gene Ontology annotation, biological process: arachidonate metabolic process; epoxide metabolic process. The transcript has 5 exons. The record is from RefSeq and is a predicted model, not a curated record. Gene Ontology annotation, molecular function: epoxide hydrolase activity. The coding region runs from base 31 to 720 and encodes 229 amino acids. NCBI's taxonomy places the organism in Eukaryota, Metazoa, Chordata, Aves, Falconiformes, Falconidae.